GUGGCUGCAACUUGCUAGGAGUCGCAGCCCGAUGGGGUGAAUCGCAGGUUUCUGGCGGAGCGGGUGGGCGCUUCUCUCCUCCUCCUCCUCCUCCUGCGGCUCGGGGCGACCAGGGCGUUCGCAGGCUCCUCGGAGCGGCUCUUGCCGCGGCCCGUUCCGCCCGGGGCAGCGGAUGGCGUAGCCGGGCUGCACCCCUGGAGCGCAGGGAACGUUGUUGCCCGUUUCCUCUGAAGUGGCUCCCGGGGGGCGUCCCGGGCUGACGGACCCGCUGAGAGCCUUUAUGCUGAUGCAGAAGAAGAUAGUUUUAAAGACUCGUGUGAGAAGACUGGAAGUUCUGGGGAAAUUUGAUUUUUAGAUACUUACAAAGAAACAAAUAUGAAGCAAAUGUAAAGUAGGCAAUUAAAAGUCUGGAAGACUUGAUUUCAAAGCAUAUACCACUGAUUUCAAAGGAAGUACAUCUACAUGAAGAGCUACAAAAGGAGUUGAUUUGAGAAGACCCAGUGUUGCAAAAAUGACUUCAAGUUGUGUGAUUCCAGUGUUUGCUUUGACUUUAUGUUUAGCAGCUGCAGACACUUAAGUCCCAAAUCGAUUCAUGAACUGGGGAAAGAUUGGCGUUCCUACAACUAUCUACUCUGCGGGAUCCAAUCUGAGAACACAUCUUUCCCCCACUCCACCUCUGAAAAGCUCUCUCCUUUCACAUUUGAGGCAACAGACUACACAUCACAUCACUCGCUACAAUCAGACCAGUAUGGUCCUGUGCCUAGGAGCGAAUGUGUGUUAUCGCCUGUCAAUAGUUCCCACCCAGUUCAUGCCUUGCUGGAGAGCUUUACUGUCUUAUCUGGUUGUGCAAGCAGAGGCACAAUGGGCCUGCCACAGGAGGUACACAUCCUCAACCUCAGAAAUCCAGAGGAAGGUCUUGGCCAUCACGAAAAAGAGGUCACAUUACAUUUGAAUCCCAUUUCCUCAGUGCACAUUCACCAUAAGCCUGUGGUGUUCCUACUGAACUCUCCUCAGCCCCUGACAUGGAAGCUAAAAACAGAAAGACUGGCAUCUGGAGUCCAAAGAUUUUUCUUCGUAUCUCCAGGUUCCAUUGUUCAAUUUGAGAAGGGAAAUUUCUCCUUGGCAACAGAAACUGAGGAAAAGCCUUUCCCUCAGGGAAAUGAACAUCUGUUACAGUGGGCCCAAAAGGAAUAUGGAGCAGUCACGUCUUUCACUGAACUCAAAAUAUCGAGAAACAUUUACAUCAAAGUGGGAGAAGAUCAAGUUUUUCCUCCCACAUGCAACAUAGAAAAGAAUUUCCUCUCUCUGAAUUACCUUGCGGGAUAUCUACAACCAAAGACAGCGGAGGGGUGUCUCAUGUCUUCCACAGACCAAGAAAGAGAGGUUCAUAUAAUUGAAUUAAUCACUCCAAACUCCAAUCCCUACAGUGCUUUCCAGGUGGAUAUAAUCAUUGACAUUAGACCAUCUCAACCAGAUGUCAUGCUUGUCAAGGACCUCAUACUAAUCCUCAAGUGUAAAAAAUCUGUCAAUUGGGUUAUCAAGUCACAUGAUGUUCAGGGAAAACUGGAAGUGAUUGCACCAAACAGUAUUGGCUUUGGAAAAGAAACGGAACGAUCUAUGACUAUGAAUAAAUUAGUAAUACCUGAUAUUCCCUCGUCUCAUGAGAAUUUGAUUAAGUGGGCUUAUGACCAUGGCUAUAGCCCAGUUACUUCCUACACAAUAGCCCCUGUAGCUAAUAGGUUCCAUCUACGAAUUGAAGACAGUGAAGAGAUGAAUGACGAAGACCACCCUUUUCUUCCCCCAGAGCUGACCGAACUGCUCGGUACUAACCCUCUGCCUGCUCUGAAGGAGCCCACAUUAAGCGACGGCCUGGGUUUUCCUUUUCACAUUAACAGAGGAAGGCAUGAUAAGAUGGGAGAAGGAAUCUCCUUAUCAAGGGAUACAGUAGACACAAUAAUGAGUCGUUUCUAUGAGCAACUGCUUCAAAAAUCUGAAGAACCUGAAGAGGUUCAGGGAAGCAUUGAUGUAGCCCUCUCAGUAAAAUGUGAUGACAAAAUGAUGACUGUUGCCGUAGAAAAAGACUCCCUGCAGGCUAAUGGUUACACAGGGACAGAACUCUCACUACUAGAUCCUGCCUGUAAAGCGAAGAUGAAUGGUACCCAUUUCAUUUUGGAAUCUUCAUUGCACAGCUGUGGGACUCAACAGAUAGGCUAUGCCUUGGAUAACAUAGUUUAUUUUAACUCUAUUGUUAUUCAGCUGUCAUCACCAGUGGAGAGUAGUGGUUGGGGAAUUGAUGAUGAAGAUGUGGAAUCGGGUGAUAAUGGAUUUCCAGGAGACACUGAUGAAGCAGAUGUUACCUUUCCAAGCAGGCCUGAAAUAGUUGUGUUUAACUGCACACUCCACCAAGCAGAGGGUGGCAAACGCUCACUUAAUCCUGUGCCUCCUGAACCCCCUAUCAGCAAUGUGACCUUCAACAUGGAGCUUUAUAAAACAGACCUCUUCCUCGCUCCUUCACAAGGACUCUUCUCUGUUGCUGAGAAUGGACAGAUUUAUGUUGAGGUUUCUGUGACGAAAGCUGACAGAGCCCUGGGCUUUGCGAUCCAAACAUGUUUUGUUUCACCAUAUUCAAACCCUGAUAUGAUAUCUGAUUACACCAUCAUAGAAAACAUUUGUCCUAAAGAUGAAUCUGUUAAAUUCUACAAUGUCCAGAAGGUGAACUUUCCUAUACCACAAGCACAGAUGGACAAAAAGAGGUUUAGCUUUGUGUUUAAACCUAUAUUCAACAUCUCAUUGCUCUUUCUUCAUUGUGAGCUGACUUUGUGUACAAAUAAAGAAAAAGACACUCAAGGACUGCCGAAGUGCAUUCCUCCUGACGAAGCCUGCACCUCGCUCAAUGUUGAUAUGAUCUUGGCCAUGAUGCAUAAUAAGAAAACUUUCACCAAGCCCCUUGCUGUAAUAACCCAUGAAGAAAAGCCCAAAGGUCCACCUACUCACAAGCCAAAAGGCAAUGGGAUGCAGCAACCAGUUUUCUAUGGUCUGGACACUCUGACCGUUGUGGGCAUCGCCUUUGCAGCAUUUGUGAUUGGAGCACUGCUGACAGGAGCACUGUGGUUUAUCUAUUCUCACACAGGGGAAACAGCAGGAAGACAGCAGGUCCCCACAUACCCACCAGCCUCUGAAAACAGCAGUGCUGCACACAGUAUCGGCAGCACACAAAGCACCCCCUGUUCUAGCAGCAGUACAGCCUAACCCAGGGGGAAAUAAGUCCAGGGAGCAUCAUAGGAGGGCAGAGGUUCAAAGAGACAGUAUGUUGACAUUGGCUGUCUAAAGUUGGAAGGAUUCAUUUGGUUUCUUUUGAGAAAGGAGGGAUUUCACUGUAGAAAAAAAAAAAAUCACCUGAUCUUCUGGAUAAAUACAGUCUUUGGACCUUUCUACAGCAUGUUAUGCUACAGUACUGCAACCUGUUAAAAGGGAGUAUGCGCUGUCGGUGUGAAAUACAUGCCAGUUUGAAAAAUGCUGCUUUGUCUAUACAAAAUAAUUUUUGGUCCCUAAACCUUUUCACUGACAAGGUGUCUGUAAAAGGAUUUCAACAAGAUAAGUAGAAUAAAGGAGAUAUUCAGUCAAAGGAUUCCUACAUUCAGAAGAAGAAAGUCUCAAGCUCAGACCUACUUGGUUAAAAACCAUUUUAUUACUUCAGCUAUAUUUAACCACUUCAAAAUAGCACCUUGUUUUCUUGAGCUUGACUGCUAUAGCAUCUUACCUGCUUUUUUCGUGUACAGUUUCAGGUGUUUAAAAUGUGUUUGCCUUUGGUAAUUAUAAUGUCCACUAAAGCAACAUUCCCUUUCUUGUUCACUGGGCCAAAACUAUCUUCAGUUAGGGGUUUUUUUUUUUUUACCCACUAUACCCUUAUACACACACACAAAGAUUAAAGAAAAGAUAAUAUGCACUAAUGUUAAUAUGUGUAUACUUAAUGAAAUAUCUUUAUGCAAAUUUAUAUACCACAGUAUACACAAUUUUACUUAAUCUAGCAUGUCUAUUUUUGUAGACUAGGAAAAAGAUCUUAAUAUCCCACUCUACCCAUGAGAAUGUUGUUAGAUAUUUAUAAUUGACUUUAGUUUAUAUGCAUAUUUUGAGACCAAUAUACAAAAAAGUAUAUUGAAAGAUACUUGGCUCAGUCCUACAUUCUUUGUGCGCCCCAAAUUCCAGUUGACAUCACUGUGGUUUUGAGUGUGCAAGGGAUAUACAACUGAGCCUAUCUGUAUAAAACACUGCAUAUAAAAAUGAAACUUCUUUUAAGAUAACAGUCCACAGUGGUUUGUGUCAAACUACUAGUUAGUCACAUGAACUUUGCAAUUGGAUAUUCCCAAACUAAUGUUAGAAUGUGAGAUGGGCAAUAAGGCACUAAUUUUAAUAGUAUUAUUUUAGUGCUUUUGCCAUACCCUGACCUUACAAUAAAUAGCAAAAGGAGGGAAAAAUUAGAUGUGAAUUACUUUGAAUAUUAUGUUGUCACUUUGCAACUGUAAUAUGCUCCGAUUUCUGUUUCUGGUUUGUUUUGUUUUUUAAGUGAAUACUAUUCUCUUGUCACAGGAUAUAAAUGACUCCCAUUAAUUUCAGUAGAAGCUGCUUGUAUUCUGCAGCAGGAGAAUAGGAUUCUUUAUAUUAGGGUGAUAUUCUCCUAAGUCUGAACUCAAUAUUUCUGUUGCUAACUCUACACUCGUGCCAUGUAUACAACUCAUAUUGUCAACGGAUAUUCAGCCUGUAUAAUGAGAUCAAAAUGUGCAAUAGAGAUACAUACUCAGGAUCAGAUAGCAGAAUUUUGCCCUUCAUUUUUUAAACACAUUUGGCUCUGAUCCUGCAAAUGCUUAUGCACAUGGGUAAACUUACAGACUGACCCUGAUGUUGCAAGGGCUUAUAUAUGUACUUAACUUUAUGCCCUGUGAUCAGUCUCAGUGUCAAUGGGGACUGCUCACUGAGUAAAGUUAAGCACAUGUGAAAGUCUUUGCAAGAUCAGACCAAUGAAUAAUUACAUUGAGUUCAACAGGAUGACUCACAUAAGUGUUUGCAGGAUUGCGUCCUUUGUGUGGGGAGAACAAAUAUGCUACCUGUGUCUUUGAAAAUAAUGCGCUUUGCCUAACCUUCAGCAGAAUGUAUUGUGUAAGCAUAUUCUAUGUAUAAAAAUCUUUAAAGAUGUCUUCAAAGAAGACUAAAGCCUUUAAGUCAAUCAUAGCUAUAUUUUACUACAUUACAUUUGUGUAUAAAGAUAUAUUUAAGUGGUUUUAGAUAAAUUUAAAUUACUCUAUAUAUGUUUAAUUUCAGUUACUGUGAAUUUUACAUUUUUUGUAAGUUCUUAUUACCAUUUUAACCCUUCCCUUCUCAGAUUAAAAAAAAGAGUCGAGUCUCAUAGGGAGUCUUAGAAAAUUCUGUUGUGAUGGACAGUUUAAAACCUUGUGUAAGAUAGUUAGUUGUAUAUUUUUGAGAAACAUGCUGCAUUAUCAAUGAUUUUAUCAACAAUUUACUCUAAUUUUAAAAUAAUUUAGAGAUUUAUAUUUCCAAACUGACAAACCAAAAUAUACAAUGCAUAAAAAAAAAUUGAAUUUUUAGCCUUCUAUCCAGGACACAAUUUAAAUUCAGACUCAUCUUGAUAUACUAGGCCAUUCAGAGUUAAUAUUUCAAACUGAGUUCAUGGAAAGUUACCAAUAUGUUAAUUGGACAGUGGAUGUCAUCAAAUGCAGGUGUCAUUUCUUAUAGGAUUGAACAGUCACUUCUGUAGGCAAGAGAAGUAAAACAAGGGCAUUUCCAGUUAAUAUCUUUAUUAGAAGAAUGUACCGUACCUUGCAGCAGUCAUUGACUACUGCAAUUCAGAAUACUGCAACAAAUAUAAACUUUUAUAAAACAGCCAUUUAUAUUUACUGCAAGUUUCUUUAAAGUUAUAUUGUGUUGUACAUCAUUUGAAUGUUUCACUGCAAAGCCACAGUUUCUUGAGUCUAUCAAGAGGCCUGAUCCUGCCAUCACUACUCAAAUGAGAUUUGCCUUGUUCAGAGGAGCAGCACAAGCCUAUGUGCAUUUACAUCCUAUUUAGUUCCUCAAAAUGGGGCUCACAAGAGACUUAAUUGGUGCUGGCCUUCACUCCCAAGGUGAAUUUCACAGGUAAUCUCAUUGAGUCCAGUGGGAUAUCUGGUGGAAGGAUGGCAGAAUUGGGCUUUUUAAAAAAAAAAAAAAAAAGAUUCUGAAGAAAAAAGCCAUUAAUGAAAUACUUAAACUCCAAGGCAGACUGCUUGUGUUCAUAUAUUUUCAAUCACUACCUUUAACCUUUACAAAUAUUUGGGUUUGGGCAGCUGUUACAUUAUUUUAAGUCGUCAAAACAUUCUGAACUGGGCUUUUCCAUUGCAUUUACCAGAUGGAAGGGGGUUUUGCAUAAUGUGUCUCGAGAUGAUUGUAAAUUCUUUGUUCCUCUUUCUAAUUGUUUUCUGUAAUGUAUACACCAGUCUUUUCUGUAAUGUGUAUCUACCUCAUGCUUCACAAGAAGACUUGUACUGCUGGUUAUGCUGACAGCACUUUCUGUAAGGUAACUGUUGUGUUCUGUUUUUGUCAGACGGGGUGUUCAUGAAAUUAAUUGGUAUUAGCUAUCAUGUUUUCAACUGGUUCCAAACACAGUACUUUGAUUUUUUUUAAAUCAGUUCUUAAUUAGCAAAAUCUUAUUACAGAUGUAUUUUUUAAAAAAAAAAAUCAAUGGGAGAAAUGAAUCCAUUAAUCCCUCUGGCCAGUCUGAACACCCCAUUUAGUAGUGUGUUCAGAAGACUUGGGGAAAUGCUUAGUUGUACAGUUUUGAUAACCACAGUGUCAUGUCAUCUUAGUCUGUGCAUAAUAAAGUUAUAUAUCAAU
Molecule: messenger RNA, 6882 nt
Organism: Dermochelys coriacea (leatherback sea turtle)
Lineage: Eukaryota; Metazoa; Chordata; Testudines; Dermochelyidae
Gene: TGFBR3
Product: transforming growth factor beta receptor 3
Exons: 20
Coding region: 553-3249 (898 amino acids)
Source: RefSeq, a predicted model, not a curated record